AUGUGCUGCGCGCUUUUGCUUGCUCUUGUGCCCCUGGCUUUAGGCUAUGAUAGUCCUACCAACGAAGCUUGUGCUACCGCAUACACUGCGUCUAGAUUCGCUACCGAUGCGUUUUGUGCCACUCUCGCUGCUAGUAUAGUAACGGCUACAACGGGGUCUACCUGCCUUUGCUUCGGCAUGUAA
Molecule: messenger RNA, 183 nt
Organism: Penicillium soppii
Lineage: Eukaryota; Fungi; Ascomycota; Eurotiomycetes; Eurotiales; Aspergillaceae
Product: endopolygalacturonase D
Exons: 1
Coding region: 1-183 (60 amino acids)
Source: RefSeq, a predicted model, not a curated record